Molecule: messenger RNA, 4928 nt
Organism: Cryptotermes secundus
Lineage: Eukaryota; Metazoa; Arthropoda; Insecta; Blattodea; Kalotermitidae
Exons: 21
Coding region: 218-4699 (1493 amino acids)
Biological process (GO): interstrand cross-link repair
Cellular component (GO): Fanconi anaemia nuclear complex
Source: RefSeq, a predicted model, not a curated record
GAUUAUGUUGGCUGAAAUGAAUUCCAGCGGUUAUAUGUACCGCGCUUUUCAAAAUAUUGCCUUGGAGUUUUUGUACAUGUGAAACUCAACAGUGAUUAUUUCACUUUUCAAGUACUGGCUUAUUUAAAUACUAAGAGGUGUGCAUAGUUGCAGGUGAUUUCAGCCGUGUAUAACAGAAAUGUAAUAUCUGAAUGUAGUUGGAUGAGUUUAGUUACACAUGGAACCAAAUAUGUGGUCUUAUGGAAAAGCUGUGAAAAUGAAAAAGCAGCGAAGAAGUACCAAAGAGGCCUUAAUUUCACGAUAUAUCGAAAACCACUACAAUGGAGAUAUCUUCAAGAAAUUCAUGGAUAUGUCUCCAAGAUUAGUUGAAAGUGAUCUGCAGUUCCUGCGGUUUCUCACAUCAAAUGAGCCUGGAUUUAACCAGAGGUUAAAUGAUCGUAGGGACACAAUUGAUGCUAUAUUAGGUGUGAAAUCAGAAAGGAAAUCAUUUUCAAAGAUUAUCCCAGUUUUGCAAGGUUAUGCUGCAGGAGGUUCCUCUUUGUCAAGAGAAUCUGUGGCAUUGGUUACAGCAAAUAUAUGUGCAAAAGCAUUGGAAGACACUGUGUUGACUUGUAGAUCACAGUUUGGAAGGAAAUGCCCGUUGUUACUGGGACGGAGGAUGCAAAAAGAUCUUGCUGAUUUAACAGCAGUUGUAAAGAAACUACUUAAAAUGAAUAAAUUUAACAUCGACAGUUUCAGACUGAAGUAUUUUGAAAUGGACAUGAUUCCUCUGCAUGUGCUGUGGUAUUUUCAUCACACAGAUUUGGUGAUGUUUACAAGUUACAUAUAUUGCAAUGAAAAUCGAACGGAAGUGAUUGAUCAUAUAAAAUGCAGCAUGGUGAAUUUACUCUGUUCCCUGAGUGGUGUUGCUUCUUCUGAUGCCAGAGAUGUCUCCUCUGGAAUAAAUGAACAGAUGAUGGAUGUUGAAGAAAUUAUAACUGCUAGUGCUAAUCAGACAAAUUCAGUAAAUGAUAUUAUCUUGGAUGAAAUUAGGGAUAAUGAUGAAGGUGAUUUGUUACAAUUAAAGCAAGAAAUGGCUAGCGAACUUGUAUCUCUGUUACUUUCUGUGGCUCAAGUUCCAGGCCCUAACAACACUGUAGGAAUCAAGUCUUGUGCCAAGAACUGUGAUGAUAUCCUAGAAAAUAUCAUCAACAGGACAAUGAAUAGUAUUUUGGCUGCAUCACUGAAUGCCAUCACAGAAGUAAAGGAGCCUUUCAGCCAUAAGAAUUAUCUGUCACUGCUGCCGGAUGUUUCAACACUGUGUGCUGAACUCCUGCAGCCAUUCCUUACUUCACAUCUUAUUAUCACACUUACAUACAAGCCACAUGUAGAUAUAUAUACUGCAAUAUCCAAGCAAGAUAACUGGACGUACAAAAAAUCUCCUGCCAUUUUAACAUCCAUGACUGAAUCGAUGAUAGUUGGACUCCAGGCAGAGACUCUUGAUGUUCUGAAGAAUGUUCUGCAGAAAGGAGAAGUGAACUGGAGACUUUCCUUGAUGUGUAUAUCCACAUACGUGAAAUUUGUUCCAGAAGGUGGCAGACAUAUGAAGGGGCUCAUAGACUGGCUGCUUAACAAAGCAUUUUUGAAUCAUAACUUCAGUCUGCUUGCUGCCGCAUUUCUCAUAGCAAGGCAGUGCUGUGCAGAGGAGUGUGCUCCCUGGUUCACUUCGUACAUGUCUUGGUUUGGGACAACAUUUGGCUCUGGAUCAUCUUGGGCUACUCAUACUUCAGCCACUCAACAAACAUUCGAGUUUUUUAUCAGUUUCCUCACUGACAUAGUUCCACAUGAGCCACCAACAUGUCUCAGAGUUCAUAUCAAUAAGGCUCCUGCAAGUCCUCAGAGUAGCUUGUUUCUGCUGCGGGAUUAUGUAACUUUGGCAAAAACUCGACUAAAAGAUCUCAAUGAAGCACCAGGAUUUGGACUGUUGGGGCCUGGAUUUACUACAGAGCAAGACAUAGAACAUGCACUGAAACACUUCGAAACACACAAUGGAGAAGUGGCACAGAUAGUGCUGAGUGGAAGCUUAUUCCGCCGCCAACAUUUUGAGCAAGAGUUUCUUCUCAAGCUGCUCACACCUCGUGUAAUCCCAGACACUCCUGAUGUUAAAGAGAAAUUCAUAAAAAGACUUCACAGCAUGGGCAAGAUUUCUCAUUCUUUGUUUUCUAGGUACCAAGAUGCAUGCUUGGUGGAAGCCAGAAUAUUUCAGGAUGCAUUGCUUUCAAAUAGUCCUGAGACAAUCCCAAACCUUGUUGAUGCAAGAGAGAAAUUUCAAGAGAGCCUCCAAAACUUACAGGAGUCCAUUAAGGCAUUAUAUUAUCAGAGGGAGUCAGAAAAAACAUGUGACAAGGAAGAAACUUCACAUUUGUCACCUUCAAUAAAUAAUGAGUUUGUGAAUUUAAGUCAUUGUCUUCAUGAAAUGGUGGGUGGUACAGAGAAGAGAGAAUCCUUGGGAAAACAUGAACCAGUACCCAGUGCAGAUUUUGUCUCUGGUAUAUUGGACUGCAAUACAGAAGAAUGGAGUCAGAUUGUAGACCAGCUCAUGGAUGUAUUUGUGCAGUGUUAUUCAUCAGUCUCUGGCACGUUAAAUCUCAUCUGGCCGAACCAAUAUGUCAGACUCUUUCAACCAUUUCGUGUUCUGAAGAUAGUUCUGUUUCAUAAGUUAGUCAAGUGGUGUAUUGAUGAAGUUCUUCCAGUGAGUAAGCUGAAGGCGGCUGCUGCACUGCUUCAUAGCAUUGAGUUCUUGGGCAGUACAGUGUUCCCAGAUGUCAGACAUGGUGACCAGGACAUUACUUUUGCAAGUUACAUAGCAGAGUGUUUGCCCUUACAGAAUGCAUCUCAGAUGAGUAAGUGCUUCAGGUUUGCAGUAGAGUAUAUGUCUUAUGCUGAAAGUCACCUCUUGAAUUUGAAGACGUCUCCUGAGAUUCACACAUGUCCAUCCUUAAAAUCAAGCAGCAAUUGUAUGACAGAAAAUCCAUUUAGAAAGUCACCAUUACUUGCAGAAGAAUUGACUACCGUGCCAGUUGCUCUUGCCAGGAAAUACCUUUAUCUUUAUGAGAGAUAUGCCUUUGCUGAUAGAGACCAGAUGAUGGGCACAGAAAUGUACCAACCAGAUGCAACCAACCCUUGGCUUUGGGCUCCCAUCUUAGCUCAGGCUAAGAUGUCCUGUUGUGUCUGGUUUAAGCAGGAAGCAAAUGUCAACACUUAUGAAGACUUCCUGGUCUCAAGACAUGAGUAUCUACUCAACAGACUUACCAAUAGUGCUACAUUUGAUUCUUCUAACAUCAGUCAAUUGGCAUCUGAAAUUCUUCUCACUUUGCACGCUAUGGACUGCACUCAAGAUACUAAUAGAAAUACUGCUGAUUGUAAGUCAUAUCAGUCAUGGCAGAGCUUCCACAGGGAUAUGACACAAGCAUUGUCAACUUUGAUAGAAACUUACCCUCUAGUGGGAGAUGCUGGCUCUCAGCCUUGGUUGCUUAAUGAGUGGCUGACUCUAGAUGGGAAGACCCAUACUGCUGUCUGUGAUAAGAACUUCAUGAGAAUUGUGACUGUUCUCCAGCCAUGGCUUCUCUACAGCAACUCUCACUUCAGUAGUCCUGAUUUACAUACAGUAAAAUGUGUUGCUAAUCUGGUAAACACACGCUUGAAGGACACCUUGAGUGACUGCAAUGGCUUCCUAAAUCUCAGUUUGGUGCGCUACCUCCUCACUGGUCUCAGUACAACAGUUGUGUCAGGUUCCAAAAACAUGGCACAUCAUAUUUUCUCUGCAAUCUUUGAUAGCUGCCCAGCCCUCAGUCUUGCUGCCAGGGUCCACGCUUCAACUGUGCUGUGUAUCGUACAGAGAUUUGCAGCAUCCGACAUGCCAUCAGGCACCUUCAGCCAUAUACUGGCAACACUUGCCAUGAUCAAGUCAAAAUCCUUACAGGAGAUGGCACUGGGUACACAGGCAGCCAAGUACUGGGAGGUAGGUUUAGAUGUCUGGUUGCACCAGAAGCACAGUCCAUCUCUGAAGACCCCUGUAAGGAGGUGGGUGUUCUUCUACACUGUUCUGGAGCUUGGCUGUCAGCUACAGUCUGGAAUCAUAAGCUUCAAAUUUGACUCAGGAAGUAUAUCAUUCCAAUACAAUACCAAGGAUGUAGUGCAGAACAACAUAAUAACACUACUUAUUAAUGAACUCGAAAAUGAUCUAUCUGUAAUUGAUACUUUGGAUGUGAUUGUACAAGCAGAACAAUUGCCAUUCUGUGGACUGUCAGCAUUAUCACAGAACAUGAUGUGUGUAGCUGCUGUACUGUUUCUUAUGCUGUACAAUGACCUUAAGGAAACAGAUUCCAACAAAUUCCUGGCAUCAGGAUUUGAUGCUUCCCUUCUGUGUAAAGUUCUCCUCUCUUGCUGCACUGCUUGGAUUAAGGCUGGACUUCCUCACAGCAGGAUUAAAAAAACAUUGUCUGAGUCAGAAAGAAACCAGAAGAAAAUGGUUACAUCGCCCCUGGUGGAUAAAGAAUUGUUGCUGGGCAUGAAAAGAGGACUGAGCUCCAUCUUGAGAACAGUAUCUAGCAGACAAACAGUCAGAGUUCCAGAAAUCUACAUCACAAGCAUAAAACAUUCUGAAUUAGGAAACAUUUUGGGCAAUAUUUUAACUCAAAUGGGAUGGUCUGUAAGGUAAACAGGUGGAAGGCAAAGAGAAUCAAUCUUCUUUGGAAGAAACAACACAUCUGUAAGGAAUAAUCAAAAAGUACCAACAUCGGAACACAACUUGCUUUCAUAAAACUUCUUCACUGCUCUUUAAAACACUCAUCCUGAGUCCCAUAAUGCUUAUUCAAUGAUCUAAAAAGAAAGGUUGAAACAUGUAGCAAUAAGAAUUGCAAAAAUAAACAAAUGUUAAUACAAUUGUA